Messenger RNA from Bipolaris oryzae ATCC 44560, 1375 nucleotides. RefSeq lists its product as uncharacterized. The annotation marks the transcript as partial. The transcript has a single exon. Lineage: Eukaryota; Fungi; Ascomycota; Dothideomycetes; Pleosporales; Pleosporaceae. The record is from RefSeq and is a predicted model, not a curated record. Gene Ontology annotation, molecular function: protein binding.
AUGGACAUCCUCAUUUACGAACCGAUCGAUCUCGAUCGUCCCGCAUUCCGACUUCUACAGUUACUACGAGGCAAAGGGCCGACUAUCGAGUGUAUGCUGUAUCAGGCCUACCUCGAUGGUACCGACACUGUUCCAUACGAUGCUUUAUCAUAUACUUGGGGCGGCACGGACAAGACUUCUACUGUGAUAGUCAAUGGGAAGACAUUUGAUGUUACUAAAAACCUACACUCAGCCCUUCAACAUCUUCGCUCGGAAGAUAUAGACAGAGUACUCUGGGUUGAUGCUAUUUGUAUCGAUCAAGACAACGAAAGGGAGCGAGGACAUCAAGUUCAACAGAUGUGCAAGAUCUAUUCGCAAGCGGAGGAGGUAAUUGUCUGGUUGGGCCAAGCAACUGAGGAAACCAAUAUCCUUAUGGACUCUCUUCGGCGACUGGACGGAUAUAGUUUGAUGCAUGGGCACAGACACUGGGACCUGGCACAGUGGACCACAUUCUGGCUAUUAGAUCUUCGAGAUCCAGGUUUUGAGCCACACAAAGGCCUGGAUCUGCUCUUAAGGAGAUCGUGGUUCAGAAGAGUCUGGAUCUUGCAGGAAAUAGCCAAUGCGAAGAAAGCAAGUGUCUGGUGUGGCACCAAGUCUGUCAGAGCACAUACCUUUGCCCUUGCUCCGUCGCUCAUAGGCAUUAAACCAGAACGUCAUUGUCAAGCCGUCUUGGACAUCAUGCCUGGCCGCUUACGGGAAGAGUCCUGGUGGAGCGAGAACAGAGACCUGUACAACCUCCUGCUGAAGUUCAGCGAGAGCGAAGCGAGCGAUCCACGCGACAAAGUCUACGCCUUACUGGGAAUAUCCUCUGACGCUUGGAACGCUAAUAGUCUACGUCCAGACUAUACGAAAGGUCUUCAGGAAGUCAUCCGUGAUACUUCUUUGUUCUUGUUUGGACCAUCAGAUGUUUCCUACGAGACAAUGCCAGAGCUCUUAGAGGAUCUUACCUCUCGAAAUGCUACAUCUUUCUUAGAAGUUGUAAGAACAUCUGAUAUAAAAGGAGUAGAACAUUUCCUAGUGCGGCGAGGACUCGAGGUACCACUAUCAGAGGAUAUGAUCAAAGGCGCUGUAAGAAACGAAAAAAGUGGGAGGGAUAUCAUGCGUCUUUUUCUCCAAGAACGCAGAGGCGAAGUUAAGGUAACAGAAGCAGUAGUCAAAGCCGCUGUAAAAAAUGUGAGAAACGGGAGGGACAUUAUAACCCUUCUUCUUCAACAAUGCGACGACGAAGUUCAGAUGACAAAAGUGGUUAUCAACGCGCUCCAGGCGGCUUCAGCUGGAGGCCACAAGGCGGUGGUGAAGUUGCUGCUCGACAAGGGCGCCAAGACUAACACCGAGG